CCAUUCCAAUGGGGAACUGCUUGUCCUCCCAGAGUGCGGAUGAUCUGUCGCUCCUGAACGACUCCGAGGGAGCCAGCCUACCCGGGGAGCCACCGCCUCCUUACCAGGAGCGCGUGCUGCCGCAGGUGGCUCCUGUGUUCCACCCGACCCCGUCUCAGCCACGGCUGGCGGCCCAGCUGACGGAGGAGGAGCAGAUCAGGGUGGCCCAGCGCAUCGGCCUCAUCCAACACCUGCCCAGAGGCAUAUACCAGCCCUCGCAGGAGCAGCACCCAGAGAAGGUGCUCAAAGAGUGUGUGAUCUGCAUGAUGGACUUUGAGAUGGGGGAUGAGGUGCGCUACCUGCCGUGCGUUCACACCUACCAUGUGGACUGCAUCGAUGCCUGGCUCAUGCGCUCCUUCACCUGUCCCUCCUGCCUCGAACCCGUGGACGCCGCCCUGCUCUGCUCCUACCAGACCAACUGACCUUUGACCUCUCAGCAUUCACUAUUGUCGUCUCUGAUUGGUCAAUACUCUACUACCAAGGUGUUUGAUUGGACUGCACCGUAGAUCUUUGAUUGACAACUGGUUGCUGCACUCAUUCACCUGUCCCUCCCGUGGACGCCGCGCUGCUCUGCUCCUACCAGACCAACUGACCAUUCAACAUUCUCAUGUUUGAUAGGUCGCCAUCCCACAAUCCUCUGCUGUAAUUGGCCAAUGCUCCACUACUCUCCUCUGUGAUUUGACCGUAUCUGCGGCAGCAUGGCUGAUGCGGCCCUUCACACCUGUCCCUCCUGCCUCGAACCCGUGGACGCCGCCCUGGUCUACUCCUUCCAGACCAACUGACCCUCUGAACCCUCAGACUCCUUUCAGAAGUCACUAUUCUCAUCUCUGAUUGGCUGCCACCCCAUCAUUAAGAAAGCAGAGAAUGUGCGCACAUCAAUGGCACAGGUGUUGGACGAAACUAUGUAAAUAACUGAAGUAAAUGACUGUUAAUUAA
Engraulis encrasicolus (European anchovy) is the source of this 975-nucleotide messenger RNA. RefSeq names its product ring finger protein 11a (gene rnf11a). Gene Ontology annotation, biological process: ubiquitin-dependent protein catabolic process. Gene Ontology annotation, cellular component: ubiquitin ligase complex. The transcript has 3 exons. Lineage: Eukaryota; Metazoa; Chordata; Actinopteri; Clupeiformes; Engraulidae. Bases 9 to 461 code for a protein of 150 amino acids. The record is from RefSeq and is a predicted model, not a curated record. Gene Ontology annotation, molecular function: ubiquitin protein ligase activity.